This is a messenger RNA of Alosa alosa (allis shad), 3401 nucleotides long. It is a transcript of the gene nos2b, whose product is annotated as nitric oxide synthase 2b, inducible. Gene Ontology annotation, molecular function: nitric-oxide synthase activity; heme binding; calmodulin binding. Lineage: Eukaryota; Metazoa; Chordata; Actinopteri; Clupeiformes; Clupeidae. The transcript has 25 exons. The coding region runs from base 1 to 3309 and encodes 1102 amino acids. Gene Ontology annotation, biological process: nitric oxide biosynthetic process. The record is from RefSeq and is a predicted model, not a curated record.
AUGGGUAUGUCAAAGGACAAGAAGAACCGUCCCAAUAUAAAGAUGAAGUCUCUGGAGCCAAAAGUUGUCAGCAAGUGUCCAUUCACCUCAGUUUGGCUGCGUAAUGUAAGCGAUGACCAUACUUUUCAAGACACUCUGCAUCAUAAGGCUGUUAAGAAUAUGGCUUGCAGGACAGGAGUGUGUAAUGGAUCCGUCAUGUUUCCAAAAGCCCUGAUGUCUCCUCCUGAUAGUAGGCCUACCCCAGAUGCUAGUGAUCGUCUGGUUCAGGCUCUUGACUUCAUCAACCAGUUUUAUAAACCAUUUACGAGCUCUAGAAUAGAAGAUUACCUGGCCCGACUUGAGCAAGUUAGUUUAGAAAUCGAUGCUACUGGGACUUACCAGCUGACCUCAGAAGAACUGGCUUUUGCUGCGAAACAGGCGUGGAGAAAUGCACCGAGAUGCAUUGGCAGGAUUCAAUGGUCCAACUUACAGGUGUUUGAUGCCCGAAGAUGUAGCACCGCUAAGGAAAUGUUUGAUAACCUUUGUGAGCAUCUUCACUAUGCCUCAAAUGGAGGCAAUCUGAGGUCUGCAAUCACAAUUUUCCCGCAGAGAACUGAUGGGAAGCAUGACUUUCGUGUGUGGAAUAGGCAGCUUAUAAAAUAUGCUGGGUAUCAAAUGCCUGAUGGAACUAUAAGAGGAGACCCUGGCAGUCUGGACUUUACAGAGAUUUGUAUUCGUCUUGGGUGGACUCCAAAAUAUGGUCCCUUUGAUGUGCUGCCACUGGUCUUGCAGGCCAAUGGUGAAGACCCAGAGGUCUUUGAGAUUCCUCCAGAGUUAAUUUUGGAGGUUUCCAUGGAGCACCCACAGUUUGACUGGUUCAAGGACAUGCAGCUCAAGUGGUACGCCCUACCCGCAGUGUCCAACAUGAUGUUAGAGGUCGGAGGACUUCAGUUCACAGCUUGCCCCUUCAAUGGCUGGUUUAUGGGCACAGAGAUCGGGGUUAGGGAUUUCUGUGACCCCCAGCGGUACAAUAUACUAGAGCAAGUUGGUCGUAAAAUGGGAUUAGAGACACAGACAUUGUCCUCCCUUUGGAAAGACGAGGCUCUUCUGGCUGUUAAUGUAGCUGUUAUUUACAGCUUCCAGAAAAAUAAAGUAACCAUCACGGAUCACCACUCGGCCUCAGAAUCCUUCAUGAAGCACAUGGAGAAUGAGGUUCGUCUCCGUGGAGGUUGUCCAGCAGACUGGAUCUGGUUGGUUCCACCCAUGUCAGGUUCUCUCACAGCUGUGUUCCACCAGGAAAUGGCCAGCUACAUCCUCUCCCCCUUCUACUACUACCAGCCUGAGCCCUGGGAGACUCACGUAUGGAAAGAUAAGAAAAAACUGAAGAAAAAAGAAAUCCAUUUCAAGGCAGCUGCCAGGGCUGUGCUCUUCACUGUGUCUCUGAUGCGUCCUGCGAUGGCCUUGCGUGUGCGCUGCACUGUGCUGUACGCCACAGAAACAGGCAAAUCCCUCACUCUAGCCAGAAAGCUCAACUCCAUGCUCAACUGUGCAUUCAACUCCAGGUUCCUUUGCAUGGAAGAUUAUGUCCUCAGUGACCUUGAAACUGAGUGUCUGCUUAUUGUGGUGACCAGCACCUUUGGGAACGGAGACCCCCCAGGGAAUGGAGAGAGUUUCAAAAAGGGGCUCCUCAAUUUAGAAUCCAUCAAAAACAAAUUCAGGUACUGUGUGUUUGGCCUGGGCUCCCGUAUGUACCCACAGUUCUGUGCCUUUGCCCACACCCUGGACACCAGACUGGCACAGCUGGGGGCCAGGAGUUUGCUUCCAGUUGGGGAGGGAGACGAGCUGAAUGCCCAAGAAGAAUCGUUCACUGCUUGGGCACAGGCUGCUUUUCAGGAAGCCUGCAAGGAGUUCAAAAUCCAUGGACAGCUCUCUGUCCUCAAGCCACCAUCUGACAUCUGGGAACAUCACAGAUACAGAGUGCAGAAUGAGAACUGCCCACUAGACCGCAUGAGAGCAUUGUCAGAGACUCACUCUAAAGCCCUAAUCUCCAUGAAACUGAAGAGGAAGGUACACUUACAAAGCACUCGGUCCAGUCGCUCUACAAUCUUGGUGGAACUUGAGAAAGACAGUGGAGCAGAGCCCUUGCGAUAUGCCCCAGGUGAUCAUGUGGGAGUUUUCCCAGGGAACCCAGCAGAACUUGUGGCUGGUGUUCUAAAGCACCUCUCUGAUGCCACCCCUAUCAACCAAAGCGUGCGUCUCGAGUCUCUCUACACCUCUGGCUCAGGGAUCACGUGCUGGGAGACAGACGGGCGCAUCCCAGCAUGCCCUCUGCCACAGGCCCUCACCUACCUGCUGGACAUCUCUAGUCCUCCCUCCCAGAACCUCCUCCAUAAACUCUCACAGAUUGCCACACAAGAGGAUCAAAAGCGGCACCUGCUAAUGCUAGCUACGGACUACCAGGAGUAUAUGAAGUGGACGAACUCCUUCAGGCCUACUUUCCUAGAGGUUUUGCAACAAUUCCCAUCUGUGGAGCUCACAGCGACCUUCCUCCUUAGUCAGCUACCUCUGCUAAAGCCACGCCUCUACUCUGUUAGCUCCUCCCCAGAGCUCUGCCCUAAUGAGCUGCACCUUACAGUGACAGUGUUGAACUACCACACCCAAGAUGGACACGGCCCACUCCAUCAUGGUGUGUGUAGCACUUGGCUGAACACAAUCAAAGAGGGAGACUUGGUGCCUUGCUUCCUUCACAGUUCCGAAGGCUUUCACCUGACAGACCCCAGCAUACCGGUCAUCUUAGUUGGUGUAGGGAGUGGCAUUGCCCCAUUCCGAAGCUUCUGGCAACAGCGGAUAUACGAUCAAGAACAGAAAGGCUUGGCAAGUGUGCCCAUGACGUUGGUGUUUGGCUGUCGGAGUGCAGACACAGACCACCUGUACAGAGAGGAAGUGCAGGAGAUGAAACGCAAGGGAGUUUUCAGAACUGUCAUGACGGCAUACUCACGUGAGCCUAGUCAGGACAAGACGUAUGUACAGGACAUCCUGAGGGACUCUUUGGCUGAGGAGGUGGCACAGGUGCUUCACCAGCAGGCUGGACACAUUUAUGUCUGUGGAAGCAUAAGCAUGUCGAGGGAUGUGGCUCACACCAUAGAAGGCAUCCUAGCACACAGGCUUGGCAUUAGUGCUCUUCAGGCUUCCCAACAGCUGGCCCAAAUCAAGAGUGAGAAGCGAUACCAUGAAGACAUCUUUGGGGACAAAACCACAGGGGUUACCAGGAUGUCAUCUUUAGGGGGGCAACAAAAAAUGGGCGCAAAAAGUAUCACCACAAGCUUUUAGUGCAGGCCCCUUGGCAGACACACGGGGCCCAUAGCCUAGGCCGUAGACUACAUAGGCUAUAUAAACAUGUGGUAGUUAUUAAACCAGGUGAA